This is a messenger RNA of Uranotaenia lowii, 723 nucleotides long. RefSeq lists its product as uncharacterized. The record is from RefSeq and is a predicted model, not a curated record. The transcript is spliced from 2 exons. The coding region runs from base 63 to 593 and encodes 176 amino acids. NCBI's taxonomy places the organism in Eukaryota, Metazoa, Arthropoda, Insecta, Diptera, Culicidae.
UCGAAUCUUCAUCAGUAAGCACCGAACCCAGAUGCCGGUCUCCGGUAGUCAAGCAGUCAAAAAUGUGUCCCAAAUUCGGAAGCAAUCCGAUGCUGGUGGGGCUGCUCAUUCUGAUAGCCACUCAUUCAGCCAGGCCAUUGGAAUGCUUCCGGUGCGAGAGUACCAUCAGCUGGUCCGCCUGUUCCGAUCACGUGACCGUUGAGGAGUGUGAAUCCGAGCAUCCGUUCGAGGACCAUUACGAGUGUGUCAGUACCCAGAUGAACCUGACGCUGCCGAGCUUUGUGCUGCAUGUCUACGGGACCGGAUGUGGGUGGGGUGAUCAGGGCGCUAGCCGGAAGUUGCUGAAAAGUUUGAUUCCUCCAGGCAGCAGUGCCAAUGCGAGUCUGGAACAGUGGCAGCGCUGCGAGGAGGAUUUGUGCAACUCAGUGGCCGAGUAUACGAUGGCCGACGGAAGUCAGCUUCUGGGGCCUCCGGGAUCGACGUCGGACAAUGGAUCCUAUGCAGUGGUAGUGCAGCUGGUUGGAGGCUCUGGGCGACUGGAACCAGUGAUAUUUACGCUUGCGUUAAGUUUGUUGUUGAAAAAUUUAUUGUAAUUUUUUUCAAACCACAUCAGUAGUAACAAACAAAAUAAAUCCUUCACUUGUUCAUUUAUUGCAAAAAAAAAUAAACCAAUGUAACCGACCGAUUUCCUCAAUUUGUGCGAACAAAAAACAAAUAAAACCU